Messenger RNA from Sinocyclocheilus anshuiensis, 1000 nucleotides. Its product is annotated as rho-related GTP-binding protein RhoN-like. Bases 257 to 781 code for a protein of 174 amino acids. Gene Ontology annotation, biological process: small GTPase-mediated signal transduction. Lineage: Eukaryota; Metazoa; Chordata; Actinopteri; Cypriniformes; Cyprinidae. The record is from RefSeq and is a predicted model, not a curated record. Gene Ontology annotation, molecular function: GTP binding; GTPase activity. The transcript has 5 exons.
CCAAACCACAGUAGGAAGGCAAGACAGCCGCAUCGUGUCAUUAGAAAUCAAGGCUACUGAGUCAAGAGGGGUGCAGCCUCGGCGCGUGGAGUCACCGUGGGAACCGGAGACUGACAGGCGGACAGGGGAGGGGACUCUGUCCACUCAGAGGCACUCUCACUGUCUCUGCUCUGAAUCAUUAAUUCGGCGUUAUAAAGGAGCGUUAUCAGGCGGCGGAUGGUGCUCGUUCAGCGCUAGGACAGAGCUGACAGUGGUGAUGAUGGAGGGACAGUGCAGCCGCUGUAAGAUCGUGGUGGUCGGUGACACUCAGUGUGGAAAGACGGCGCUGCUGCAUGUGUUCGCCAAGGACAGCUACCCAGAGAAUUACGUGCCCACAGUGUUUGAGAACUACACGGCCAGCUUUGAGAUAGACAAGCACCGCAUCGAGCUGAACAUGUGGGACACAUCAGGGUCCUCGUAUUAUGAUAAUGUACGGCCCCUGGCGUAUCCAGACUGUGAUGCUGUGCUCAUCUGUUUUGAUAUCAGCAGACCAGAGACGCUGGAAAGCAUCCCUAAGAAGUGGCAGGUGGAGGCUCAAGAGUAUUGUCCUAGUGCAAAGUUGGUGCUGGUUGGCUGUAAGUUGGAUAUGAGAACAGAUGUCAGCACCUUACGAGAACUGUCCAAACAGAGACUCAUACCUGUCACUCAUGAACUGGGAAGCUCACGAGCACGCGAGCUGGGCGCAGUUGCAUACGUGGAAUGUUCGUCCCGAAUGUGCGUGAACAGUGUCCGAGACGUCUAAGACAGAUUCUCUGUAUUUAUGAAAGAGUCAUAUUGUCCCAUAUUUGGCCCAUGGGAUUGUACAGCUGUGUGAAUACAUUAUACAGAGGAGUUCUAUUUAUUAACUUCAAGUUUGCUUUUAUUUGUUAUCAUUGUGGUAUUGCUUUGCUGAUCUAAGUGUCACAAACUGUGUAAAGCAGAUGCAAAAAGAAUUAAAAAAGGGUUUGGAUUUUUUUUGUGU